AUGGGGGUGAAUGUACACAAAGACGAGGAGAGAGAAAGCAACCGUGAAGAAAAAGCAACUCUCAAACAGAGGAAAGAGAAGAACCUGAAUGGAGAUAAGGAAGCGCAAGAAGAUGUAAUGUGCCACACCCUCACGCCCCGCCCCAGGGAGCAGAGACACGGUGAGGGCACUGACUGCAACACGACACAGACAGCUUCAAGACCCUUCACGCUGGUGCCACAUGCCCCCAGUAAACCCGCCGCCACCACCACCACUACCACUACCACCAUCACUACUAUCACUACAACCAACACCAUUACCACCAUCGUCAUUAUCUCCACUACUAACACCAUCACCAUUACCACUACCAUCACCGCCCACAGGCACUAA
Scylla paramamosain (green mud crab) is the source of this 369-nucleotide messenger RNA. Its product is annotated as protein let-653-like. The record is from RefSeq and is a predicted model, not a curated record. Lineage: Eukaryota; Metazoa; Arthropoda; Malacostraca; Decapoda; Portunidae. Bases 1 to 369 code for a protein of 122 amino acids. The transcript is spliced from 3 exons.